AUGAAGGUCCCGGCAGCUUCGAGCGUUCCCCUGCUCACACUUUCCACUCUCAUUAGCUUGGUAUCAGCGGAGGAUGUCCUUUACAGUCGUAGGCUCGCGAAACGCGGAAUUGACGCUGAAGGAAACUACAACAUCUCCUUCUUCCACGUCAACGACGUGCACGCCCAUUUGGACGAGUUCAGUUCCUCGGGAACCGACUGUACCACGCCUGAAAGGGGAUGUUAUGGUGGAUAUGCACGCAUUAAGACCGUGGUCGACGAGCAGCGACCGAAGUACAACGACAGUUUGUGGCUGAACGUUGGCGAUGAGUUCCAGGGCACGCUUUUUUACUCGUACUACGGUGGCGAGAAGAUUGCCGAAACAAUCAAUCAGCUGGGCUUUGACGCGAUGACUAUCGGAAACCACGAAUUCGAUGGAGGCGAUGACGAGCUUGGAGACUUCCUCGUGAACCUGACGUUCCCAAUUAUCUCCGCUAACAUUCAUUCCGAUAACGAGAAACUCAACAAGACGAUCAAGCCGUACCAUAUCUUUGAGGACAAGGGUAUCGCCAUCAUCGGUGCUACCACGGAAGAGACGCCCAGUAUCUCGAGCCCAGGCGACGGGACUACGUUUUCCGAUGUCGUUGAGUCGGUGCAAAACGCGAUUGAUGAGAUCAAGUCAAACACCAAUAUCACGAGAAUUGCAGCCAUCACGCAUAUUGGUUAUGAUAAGGACCAGGAACUAGCCGAAGCCACGACUGGCCUCCAACUCAUUAUGGGUGGCCACAGUCACACUUUGCUCGGAGACAUGGAGGACGCGGAGGGCAAGUACCCCACCAUCGUGAAGAACAAGGAUGGCGAGGAAGUCUUUAUCGUCACAGCCUACCGUUGGGGUGAAUACGUCGGCUACAUCGACGUGACAUACGAUCCCGAAGGCAAGAUCCUCGCCUACCACGGCGCACCAAUCCAUAUCACCAACACCACCGAGCAAGACGAGGGUCUCCAAGCCCAGAUCGAAGAUUGGCGCGAGCCGUUCGAGGAAUUUGCCGCAGAAGUCCUCGGUACCUCCAACGUCGUGCUUGACCAAACAAAAUGCCAGGAACAGGAAUGCCUCUUGGGCAACUUCAUGGCCGACGCCAUGCUCGCCUACCGCAAGAAUGAUUCAGCGGAUGUUGAUUUCGCACUCAUCAACGCGGGCGGUAUCCGCGCCACCAUCGACACAGGCGACAUCACGCGCGGCGAAGUUCUCACUUCUUUCCCCUUCGGAAACUCCGUCGUCGAACUCGCGCUCCGAGGCGACGAACUCUGGAACGUUCUCGAAGGCAUCGUGACGGGCAUGAACGUCGAGAACCAGGAGGAAGUGACUUCGUUCUUUCAAGUCAGCGACGGCAUCAAAGUGCAGUACAACCCCGGGAACACGAACUUUACGAAGCUUGUGGCUGUUACUAUUGACGGCGAACCGCUGGAUAAUGGGACGGAAUAUCAUUUCGUCACUUUGGACUUCUUGGCUGGUGGUGGGGACAACUUCUUCACGCCGACGACGGACUUUAUUAGUCUAGACACGCAGGACGAGGUGCUAGUGCAGUACAUCAAGGCUCAGAGUCCAGUGGAUAUCGAGCUGGAUGGGAGGAUUGAGAUGGUAAAUGGAUCGGCGCCAACACCUACGCCUUCUGGGAGUGGGUCGCCGACUGGCACUGGAGCGGCGGAGACGCCUGCUGGGACGGGGGCUGCGGUGGGCAGAGAUUCUGGGGCCAUUUUGGCGGCCAUGUGUGCGCUGGCUGCGAGUAUGGCGUUGCUUUGA
Molecule: messenger RNA, 1779 nt
Organism: Trematosphaeria pertusa
Lineage: Eukaryota; Fungi; Ascomycota; Dothideomycetes; Pleosporales; Trematosphaeriaceae
Product: Metallo-dependent phosphatase
Exons: 2
Coding region: 1-1779 (592 amino acids)
Biological process (GO): nucleotide catabolic process
Molecular function (GO): hydrolase activity, acting on ester bonds; nucleotide binding; metal ion binding
Source: RefSeq, a predicted model, not a curated record